GGUUCCCUUAUCAUAAAAAAAGAAGAAGAUUGGUCUGAUAUAUUCUCCUUUUUCCUUUUGCUCACUUGUAAAUACGGUUUCAGUACAACUCAUCUACUGUUUUGCUAUUAUAUACUUACUGUUACCCUCUAAAAACAAAAAAAGAACAAAAUAAUUUUAAAAUAUUGAACUUGGAAAUAUUUUUUACUUUGUUGUUAAUAAAUAACCUUUUUUGCAACUCAAUAAUCUAUUUAAGUUGCCCUUGCCUCUCCCUCCCUCCCCCACUACGCUAAAACAAAGUGGAAAAGAGAAAAAAAAAAAGCAAAUUUAUAAGUGUUCUGUGUUGGACAGGUCGGUUAUGAGUGUGUGAUCCACUCCUCAUCCGUUUUGACAACAUCACUUGAACCCAAACAAAUUUGUGAUAGGUUGAAUCAUCCAUUUAUACAACCCAUUUUAAACCAUCCAUUUAAGAAACUCCCUUUCCUCGCCCCGUGAUUAGAAUAUUUUGUGUUAAUAAGGAGGACUUUAUUAGCUACUUUACGGUCUAAUAGAUAUUAGGUUCUACAAUAUUAUUUUAUUAGACAGGAGGGCAUUCUUGUUUGAACUUUGCUGCACCUACUUUCAGCCCUUUUUCUAUUUGCUCAUGGUAGUUUUCAACUUUUGAUCAUAUUAUUCUGCACUCAAUUAUUCAUUUUCUAGAAGCUACUUUAUGCAAAACUCAGAGCUUUGUAACAAGACAAAGUGUCACAGCAUUGAUGAAAGCAUACAUAACAUGAUAUGUAUGUCCACACAGUAGCACAUAUUUGAUAAGCGGAUAGAUUAUAUGCUUGUUAAAUAGACCAAAGCAUGAUACUUUUGCCUUGUAGUCUCUACGUUUUCAAAGUUGGUCAAUAGAUCAGUAAUUAGGAACCCUCAUCAUUGAUGAUUACUUGGAGCACUUUUUAAUUUGUCUAUUUGAGCCUGAAUGUUUGUAGUGCAUAGACAAUGGCUCUCGUGAUAAAACCUGUGUUAACAGGACCUGCUGUAACAACAUUCUGUUAAUUUUGCUUUGCUGUGUUCCGCCUUUGGUUCAUUCUUGAUUUUCCUCACCCCUUCUCUCCCCCUCUAUCUUUCUCCCAUGUCUUUCCUUUUCAGUAGGAAAAAGCUGUUUAAAAAAUGGGGGAGGAUGAUGAUUACCGCUGUUUCAUUGGUAACUUGUCAUGGUCAACAUCAGAUCGAGGGCUAAAAUACGCAUUUAGGAAGUUUGGCAAUCUUCUUGACGCAAAGGUUGUAGUUGACAAGUUCUCUGGCCGAUCUAAAGGAUUUGGUUUUGUUACAUUUGAUGAAAAGAAAGCAAUGGAAGAAGCCAUUGAAGCGAUGAAUGGGAUGGAUUUGGAUGGCCGUCCUAUUACUGUGGACAAAGCCCAGCCUCAACAAAGUUCAGGUAGAGAUUAUGAUAGUGAUCGGCCCCGUGACCGAGAUCGAGGUCGUGAUCGCAGUAAUCGUGAAUAUGGAGGUGGGCGGGGAUCUGGUGGCGGAGAGUGCUUUAAGUGUGGCAAGCCUGGACACUUCGCUAGAGAAUGCCCCAGUGAAGGAGGUCGGGGUGGUCGGUAUGGCGGCAGAGAUGAUAGGUAUGGUGGUGACGGCGGCAGAGAUGAUAGGUAUGGUGGUAGCGGCGGCAGAGAUGAUAGGUAUGGUGGUGGCGGCGGCGGCGGCGGCAAAUAUGAUAGGUAUGGUGGUGGCGGAGGUGGUGGUUCUAGAGGUAGUGGCCACUAUGGACCUGAUAGAAACGGAGAUCGCUUUGGAAGCCGCAGCAGCAGGGAUGAUGGUGGACAUGGGGGAGGUGAACGAUAUAGCCGUGAUCGUUCAGGGCCAUACGAUCGUCGGGGUUCUGGCUCUCGCGCUGGUUAAUGCAUUAAGGUGCAGUAGCUGAAGAGCUAGGCCCAACCAAGCUGGGUGCGGAUGGUUUGAAGUAUGUCCGAUGGCAUCUUGUUUCCUUGACCUGUGGGCAGAAGUGGAUCAAUCUUUUGAACUCAUGAAACCUGGCACUUUAAUCUACUGUUCUAUGUCCGUAAAAUAUCAAUAGUAUGGAUUGAUUGGGAUCUUAUGCGUGCUUAAUUUGCGAUUUUGAAUGUGGUCUCACACUUUUGAAUGCUACUAUGGCUGCUGGUUAUUUGCUUUGUUGGCUUGGCUAGUAGAAUACUGUUGUUUGCUGCUGCAAUCAUAAUGGUCUCUUGCGUUCGCAAUUGCACCUCUGAAAUUUUGUGGUGAUAGAUGGGUCUGAUGAAUUGCCAAAAAUCUGUACUGGUGAUAAAAUUUCUGCGGUACAUAA
Lycium ferocissimum is the source of this 2290-nucleotide messenger RNA. Its product is annotated as glycine-rich RNA-binding protein RZ1A-like. Gene Ontology annotation, molecular function: RNA binding; zinc ion binding. The record is from RefSeq and is a predicted model, not a curated record. The coding region runs from base 1135 to 1869 and encodes 244 amino acids. NCBI's taxonomy places the organism in Eukaryota, Viridiplantae, Streptophyta, Magnoliopsida, Solanales, Solanaceae. The transcript is spliced from 3 exons.